Gavialis gangeticus (Gharial) is the source of this 4530-nucleotide messenger RNA. It is a transcript of the gene TRIM9, whose product is annotated as tripartite motif containing 9. The transcript has 13 exons. Gene Ontology annotation, molecular function: protein binding; zinc ion binding. The annotation marks the transcript as partial. Lineage: Eukaryota; Metazoa; Chordata; Crocodylia; Gavialidae. The record is from RefSeq and is a predicted model, not a curated record.
UGCGGCUCCUUCUACCGCGAGCCCAUCAUCCUGCCCUGCUCGCACAACCUGUGCCAGGCCUGCGCCCGCAACAUCCUGGUGCAGACCCCCGAGGCCGAGUCCCCGCAGAGCCGCCGCGCCUCGGGCUCCGGGGUCUCCGACUACGACUACCUGGACCUGGACAAAAUGAGCCUGUACAGCGAGGCGGACAGCGGCUACGGCUCCUACGGCGGCUUCGCCAGCGCGCCCACCACGCCGUGCCAGAAGUCGCCCAACGGCGUGCGGGUCUUCCCGCCGGCCGUGCCCCCGCCGCCCCACCUGCCGCCGGCCGCCACGCUGGCCCCCGUGCCCCGCAACGCCUGCAUCACCUGCCCGCAGUGCCACCGCAGCCUCAUCCUGGACGAGCGGGGGCUGCGCGGCUUCCCCAAGAACCGGGUGCUGGAGGGCGUCAUCGACCGCUACCAGCAGAGCAAGGCGGCCGCGCUGCGCUGCCAGCUGUGCGAGAAGGCGCCCAAGGAGGCCACGGUGAUGUGCGAGCAGUGCGACGUCUUCUACUGCGAUCCCUGCAGGCUGAGGUGCCACCCGCCCCGGGGCCCCCUCGCUAAACACCGCCUGGUGCCGCCAGCCCAGGGCCGGGUGAGUAGGAGGCUGAGCCCCCGCAAGAUCUCCACCUGCACGGAUCACGAGCUGGAGAACCACAGCAUGUACUGCGUGCAGUGCAAGAUGCCCGUGUGCUACCAGUGCCUGGAGGAGGGCAAGCACUCCAGCCACGAGGUCAAGGCCCUGGGCGCCAUGUGGAAGCUGCACAAGAGCCAGCUUUCCCAGGCGCUGAAUGGGUUGUCCGACAGAGCCAAGGAAGCGAAAGAGUUCCUGGUGCAGCUGCGAAACAUGGUUCAGCAAAUCCAGGAGAACAGCGUGGAGUUCGAGGCUUGCCUGGUGGCUCAGUGCGACGCCCUCAUUGACGCUCUUAACAGGAGGAAAGCCCAGCUGCUGUCCCGCGUCAACAAGGAGCAUGAGCACAAGCUGAAGGUGGUCCGGGACCAGAUCUCCCACUGCACGGUCAAGCUGCGCCAGACCACGGGCCUGAUGGAGUACUGCCUGGAGGUCAUCAAGGAGAACGACCCCAGCGGGUUCCUACAGAUUUCCGAUGCGCUCAUCAGAAGAGUGCACCUAACCGAGGACCAGUGGGGGAAGGGGACGCUGACACCACGGAUGACCACGGACUUUGACCUGAACCUGGACAGCGCGCCACUGCUGCAGUCCAUCCACCAGCUCGACUUCGUGCAGAUGAAAGCUUCCUCUCCAGUGCCGGCGCCCCCGAUCCUGCAGCUGGAAGAGUGUUGCACGCACAACAACAGCGCCACCCUGUCCUGGAAGCAGCCGCCCUUGUCAAUGGUGCAGGUGGAAGGAUACAUCCUGGAGCUGGAUGACGGGAACGGCGGGCAGUUCAGGGAGGUGUAUGUUGGGAAGGAGACGAUGUGCACCGUGGACGGCCUGCACUUCAACAGCACCUACAGCGCCCGUGUCAAAGCCUUUAACAAAACAGGAGUGAGCCAAUACAGCAAGACCUUGGUCCUGCAGACAUCCGAAGACACAGAGUCAGAAGAACAGACCCUCCCUUUUCCAGUGCCUUUGGAAAGAUCUUUGGAAAGGUCGCAGCUCCGUAGAAUGAGUCCUUUCUCCUCCACUCUUAAUCUACAACCCAGCUUCUCGGGGAGAUCCUACUUUGAGCUAAGAUCUUCGUCCCACCAGCUGAGCUUGCAUUCUUCUUUACAGUCUCUGAAUUCAGCCGGAUGCAAUUUUGAGACACAAUCAGCGCCUUACUCUCAAUUAGUUGACAUUAAAAAACUGGUGGCAGUAGCUUGGUUCUCCUUCGACCCUUCCUCCGCACACACGGACAUCAUCUUUUCCAACGACAACCUGACCAUCACCUGUAACAGCUACGAUGACAGGGUCGUGCUGGGGAAAACGGGCUUCUCCAAAGGGCUCCAUUACUGGGAGCUGUCGAUCGAUCGUUACGAUAACCACCCGGACCCGGCCUUCGGCGUAGCCCGCGUCGACGUCCUCAAGGAUGUCAUGCUGGGAAAGGAUGACAAGGCCUGGGCGAUGUAUGUGGACAACAACCGGAGCUGGUUUAUGCACAACAAUUCGCACACCAACAGAACUGAGGGGGGAAUAACCAAAGGUGCUACAGUGGGAGUGCUUCUUGACCUAACUAGGAGGACCUUGACAUUUUCCAUCAAUGAGGACCAGCAAGGGCCUGUGGCAUUUGAGAACUUGGAAGGCCUCUUCUUUCCUGCUGUGAGCCUGAACAGGAACGUGCAGGUGACACUUCACACUGGCUUGCCGGUCCCCGAAUUCUACACUUCCAGGUCAUCCAUGCAGUAACAAAACGAAUGAAGCCAGCUGCCUUUUCUCAGCAUGGGUGAAGAGAGCUGAUUUACUUCUCUGGGAAGACACCUCAUAGGAGCAGGAGAAUCUUUGGUCAGCUGGUAAUCGGAGACCAGGGGGAACCAAAGGGGCAGGAGAGAGGAGAGAAGAGAAGAAACUGGCUUUCUGCAGUCUUUUGUACACCACAACCAUGCAGCAAACCCUCUCCGCAUCUCCAGCACCGUACUGUGCGUGUUUGCUUUGCUGUUUAGCUUUUGGAGCUGAUAAAGUAUCUAGGUAGCCUGAGCUAUUACUCUGUGCCGGCUUUUAGGUUUGAGUUUAUUUAUUUUAUUAUAUUUAUUUUGUUUUACGCCAGCUUUUAAUUUCCUCGUAACAUUGUGGCCGCUAUCAGCCAGCCUCGCCGCUGCCAUUGCAAGUGAAACCACGACGAUAACUUUCGGCGGAGUUACACAUCAGGCAAAAGAUGCUGUAUAAAAAACAAAAAUACCUGGGGAGGGACUGUUGGGGAGGGGCGGGAGGGCUAAAAUGGAAAGCUGUUGCUGAAACCCAGCAAAUUACCUCCAACCAUGUUUCUUUCCCUGUGGCCUUUCUUAAGGAGUGCCCUCAAUCAUCUUUGUAGACAUUGGUCUUGGAUUACCAGUUAGUCUAUACAGAGCCAGGUGGAACGAACACACCGAGUAUGGGGAGCCAGUCCGAGCAAUUCAAGUAGGACCAAAUUCGUCCCUUACACACAUGCUCCUGGCUCAUAUUGACAUCAAAGGGAGCCACCUGCAUGUGGCCACGAGUAGGAUUUAGCCCCAAAAUACUGCUCUGAAAAUGCUGAGGAAUUUGUCAGAGCUUUGUCAGACCACUGUAAUUAAGAUGGACAAGGAGCCUGAGUAGAUAAUUGCAUUUGUGAUGUGGUGAUCACUUGGUUUAAGCAGAAUAAUUGGCUGGUAACUGAAUGACUCUGGCUCUAUAAUUUGUCAUCUCCAAAGACUUUUCUGUUUCGCUCAGUAGGUGGACAGGGGAGUCAGCCACGCUCCUGUCUUCAUGCACUCCAAGAUAGCACAGACUUGCAAGAAGACUUGAAACUAGCACUUGCACCCAAUCAGUGACUUUAACUGCUCUCUCCAUAAUGGUGCCAGCUGACAUGGUGCAGCCAUUUGUCAUAGGGCCUGUAUUCGGCCCUUUUGAUAUUAGCAUUUAUUUUUUUAUAGCGAUAGUGAAAAUUCUAGCCUUAAAAAAAAAACCCCACCUGAUAGUGUCCUUUCUUUCAUAGAGAGAAUUCAUUAUGUUAUAAGGUUAUCACGACUUGGAGAUCAGGGAGAACAAGUAGAAAAAAAGGAAAGAUGAGAUUUGGAAACACAGUCCAUGGCAUUCACAUUCUCAGGAAUACAUGCUUGUUGCCAUGCCUGCCUGUGCCUACUAUCCAGAAGAGUACAUUCUGCUUCAAACUUUUAACUUUCUGGUAAUUCAGACAAAUGCCACAUACAAAAAUGACGGGUUCUUAUCACUGUGUUUAAUGCCAGAACGUUAAUUUUUACUGUUUCUGUAAGAAAGAGACUGCAUGCCGCAUGUUAUUGCGCUUUCCUUUCUGUCAUUUAAUGCCACUCUAGAUUAGCUUAAGGGGCUGGAGAAAGUUUCAGUUGUUGUUGCCCAACCAUUUGCCAAUGUGCCAAGCAGUUAAGUUCAUUGAAAAGCUGUAGUUAAUUGAACCAGGGUUAGGGUGGUGGGGGGUGGGAAAGCUAAUGGCAUAAUGUCCCAGCAGAAAGACAUUUCUGUAAAUAGAUAAGAAUUUACUUUAGUGCUCACUCUAUUUAGAAUGUUCUUAUUGGUUAUAUUGCUGUUCUAGUAUUAAGUUUACCUAAUUUAUUGAAUGGGUGCUAUCUUGGUCAUUUAAACCUAUUAGUUUAUCUCAGCUACAGAAGAGCUGUGUUGCAGGACAGCACUGAUCUUUAAUUUCUUAUGAGACUCGGUGGCUGGGCCACUCUGGACUCAUUUUUCAUAGUCAUUAUUCCCAGUUCUCUAUGAUGUUCAUGAUGCUUAUUAGAUUUCUAGUGAAUUGUAAUAUGUAGUUUUCACUGUACUGCGAUUAUAGCUGCAUACAGCUGCUGUACGAAAGAAAAGUGUCAUGGUUGCCGUUCUAAUAAAUGGCUUUUAUGAGAGAACACUGCGCAU